AUGUCAGUUGCAACCAGCUCGUUCUUUUCCACAUACGCUCAGCUUAUAAAUUUGGCCCCAGACGCUCCCUCGGAUGCAUUCUACGGCACUGACGACUACAACAAGAUCGACACUUUAGGUCCUUCGUUGCCAAAGCUUCCAUAUGUGUUCCCACAGGCAAGCGAUGCCAUUUCAGAGAAUGAAGAUGUUGUCACUGUCAACGUCAAGUCCAUUAAGCCUCCAUUGAAGUUUUCUACGCUGCUCAACGGCAUUCCUCUAGGAUACUCCAUCUACAAGGUCAAGACGAAAUUGGUUGAAGAUGUGGACGUUUUGAAGAACGCAGGUUCUACUCCUGGUGACCUCAAAGUCAUGAUCAAGGCCAAAGUUGUUUCUGAUGCUACGGUGCUUUCGUCGUUGAUUUCUGGCGACGCAGAAAUAAGCUUUACUGUGAUGGUAUCAGCACCAAAACCCAAGGCUGUGGAUCCAGCCGAGGAGGUUCCGGUGGCUAAUGAGAAUGCUACCGUUAGUGUGGCAUCAUGGCAAAAGAUUUAUGACAUUUUGGUUGCUGAUCUUGGAGAUGUUGAGGCUAAGGCAGCUUUGGAGAAGUUCAGAAAUGCCUUGUGA
Molecule: messenger RNA, 603 nt
Organism: Sungouiella intermedia
Lineage: Eukaryota; Fungi; Ascomycota; Pichiomycetes; Serinales; Metschnikowiaceae
Source: the annotation of a GenBank genome assembly